AUGCCGUUGGAAGGUGAAAAUGCCGAACAAAGCGACGCGGUUAGCUCAAAGGAUUCGGGAGCUAAAGAUCAGGAAAUCGAAGGGAAGAUCUUGGAAUUAAAACGUAACAAAAGGGCGAAGAAAACAGCGACCACAAAGGUACGACACAAUGUUGAAAAGUUGUGUGCUUCGAAGGGUGAAUUGAGCAUAGAAGAGAUUGAGAAAGAUAUCGCAGCACUUUGGGGGUUAUUAGAAGUAACAUUGGAUAUAAUGGACGAACUAAGCCUUGUUUAUAUAAAAACGGAUGAUCGUGAAAAUAAAGAGGCAAUGGCAAAAGAGUCUGACUCUUUCGAAGCCGAGAUAAAUGAGUGUAUUAGCAAAGCUGAGUCGAUUAUUAAGGACAAUUUGAGGAAGAAGUCAAAUCAAAGUACCAUAAGCGUGACCGGAGGCGUGGAAGCGAGUGUGUCUACCCAUUCACAACAAGGGCCUGAGUCCAAUGUGCCUUCGGGGGCAGAGGAAAGGGUAACAGUCUCGAGUCGUCUAAAACCCCUGAAAUUACCAGUUUUUGAUGGGAAUAAGAUCAUGUUCGAGGAUUAUUGGGCAUUAUUUGAAAGCUUAGUGGACAAAAGUACUGAAUCUGCGAAUGUAAAGAUGGCUAGACUGCGGCAAAGUCUCACAGGGCCACCCCUCGAAGCAAUUAGAGGACUUGGUGUAUCCCGGCCAGAAUACGAGGAAGCGAAAGAACUUUUGACAACAAAGUAUGGUGGUCAACGUAGGCAGCUACAAGCAUACAUGGACCAACUUGAGAGUAUGACCCCGCUCAAAAACAACGAUAUUAAUGGAUUUGAGAGGUUCUCAGAUCUUGUUCGCGUAUCGGUUGUGAAGUUGCAGGCAGACGGUAGAAAUGGCGAGUUAGGGGAAGGGACAUUGCAUAGUUUGUUGGUUAAGAAGCUUACGGAUAGGCAGGUGGAAAAUUAUAACCGGUGGUUGGGGGAGAAUAAGAAGAUGCGAUCUGUGUUGAAUCUCCGGGAUUGGUUGAAGGAAGAGGUUCGAAUUAAGAUAGAGGCUGCUGAGAUGGUGCAUGGGAUUGAGGAUGGCGGUGACAGAGGCGGUAGAAAGAUUGAGGGUAGUCGUGGUAGAUAUGGUUUUAGGACGGGGGACAGAAAUAAUAGUCGUUCGUUUUUCAGUGAUGGCGUAGGAAGUAGCAAACCACCAUGUGCUUUGUGUAUGGGAAACCAUGGAGUGUGGGCAUGUAAGAAGUUUCAGGGAAUGUCGGUUGAAUCUCGAUGGACGGUUGCGAAAGAAAAACAUCUGUGUUUUCGGUGUUUGGCCAAUAACCAUACGGGAAAGUUGUGCACGCGGUCAAAGGUGUGUAAUAUUGAUGGGUGUAAAAGAAACCAUCAUACGCUAUUACACGAUACACUACCGAAACAGCAAGACGGCCAAGACAGAACCAAUGUUGAACCACGGGAGGGGGAGCAUCAACGUACUCUUACAUCGGUAAACGAAGGCGAAAGAGCGGAGACAUUGUCACUGCGAACAGUUCCCGUUUGGUUAAAGGCUAAUAAGCGGAAGAUAAAGAUCAACGCAAUUUUGGACGAUGCCUCAAACGAAACCUUUCUAAAUGAGGAAGUUGCAGGAGUACUCGGGUUAUCUGAACCAUUUGAGACUGUGAAGGUACAUGUUCUGAACAACGAAGUGGAGACUUUUCAGUCAAUGCCAGUGAAACUAACAAUUGAGAGUGUUGAUGGUCAAUUCAGCAAAGAAAUACAAGUAAAAACUUGUCCAAAGAAGGUGACCGGAACAUAUAAAGUAGAGGACUGGGGUAAAAGCAAAGGGAACUGGCCUCAUCUAAGGGAGUGUGAAUUUGCCAAACCUGCAAAAGACGGGCUGGUAGACUUACUAAUCGGUGUUGACAAUACGGAACUGCAUUAUUCCAGAGCAGAUGUCCGGGGCAGUGUUGGAGGUCCAGUUGCUCGACUAGGUCCACUCGGGUGGACUUGCAUAGGGGCGCCAGAAGAUCGCAAAGUUGCUGGACCUAGAACUCAUGUUAUACGAACCCACCUAUUGGCUAAUCCAGUCAAGAUUGACAAUGGAAGUGUUUGCUGUGAUGUUGACCAGUCUAUUAAACGGUUUUGGGAAAUCGAGAGUUGUGGCACUGAAGCUUGUGAGACUAAGAUUUACACUGAAGAAGAAAAUGUAGCCCUAACGCUGGUCAAGGAAUCGUUGAGCUACGAUAACACUACUCAUCAAUACACUGUGGGAGUUCCGUGGAAGGUUGGUCAUCCGAAGUUGCCAGACAAUCGCGAACAGGCCACAUCCCGUUUGUGCAGCACGGAAAAGAAGUUGAAGAAGGACGAAUUUCUGAAGAACGAGUACCAGAAAACUAUCGACAGGUAUAUCGAGAAGGGGUAUCUGAAACGUGUGUCUAACGACGAAGAAAUUCCGCCAGAGGUAUGGUAUCUACCGCACUUCCCCGUGGUACGAAUGGAUAAAACAUCGACAAAGGUGCGAAUCGUGUUCGAUUGUUCUGCAAAAACGGACGGAGUUUCGCUAAACGACGUGAUUCACGCAGGUCCAAAAUUACAACAGGACCUGUUUGACGUGUUAAUUCGUUUCCGUCGAAACCCAAUCGCGCUCGCGUGUGAUAUUAGAGAAAUGUACUUACAAGUUGAGAUCAUGGAGAACGACCGACGUAUGUUUCGAAUCUUAUGGAGAGACCUGGACAGUGAUCGGGAACCUGAUGUUCUCGAAUUCAGCCGCGUAGUCUUCGGAAAGAAUGCUGCACCAAUGGAAUGCCAGUUCGUUAUUCAAGAAAACGCCAGACGGAACCAAAGUUCAUAUCCAAUGGCAGCUGAAACAGUGUUAAAAUCCACAUACAUGGAUGAUUCAAUCGACAGUGUUGAUACAGAAGAAGAGGGAAUCGAGUUAUAUCAACAACUGGAUAGUUUAUGGAGCUUAGCGGGUAUGAAAGCAAGAAAGUGGAUAUCAAAUUCUUCCAAGGUCAUUUCAGCUACCCCAGAGGAAGAUCGUGCAACUGAAUUCAAUCUAGGUGGCCAGAAAGAUCCUGUAGUAAAAACACUUGGACUUUCGUGGGAGAGCAAAGAGGAUGUGCUAUCCAUUGCUACUGCGGAAGUACCACCAGAUAUAUCGUUGACUAAACGGAAUGUGUUGAAAAAAAUCGCUACCGUAUUCGAUCCGCUCGGUUUUGUAAGUCCAUACGUGGUUGUGGCCAAGAUUCUCCUGCAAGAACUUUGGACGAGAGGUUAUGAUUGGGACGAAGUUAUUCUGGAUGAAAUUGGGGACAAAAUUAUGCAAUGGUUCCAACAGUUGGAGAGUUUAGCAGAUAUACGAGUUCAAAGGUGUCUUCGCGAAAUGAAGAAAGUUGUAAUGAAGAAAGUGAUCACCUUCGUUGAUGCAUCCAUCCAGGCGUAUGGGACAGUGGUCUAUUUAUUGUGCGAGUAUGAUGACGGGACAGCGAGUAGCCGGAUUAUCGCGUCUAAGAGUAAGGUCGCACCAUUAAAACCUAUAACGGUGCCAAGGCUGGAGCUGAUGGCCGCGAUACUUGGUCUUCGUUUAGCACAGAACAUUAUUCGUACUUUAGAAAUACCAGUCCAGACGGUAUUGUUCUUCUCAGACAGCAAAGAUGUGUUAUGGUGGGUGCGAGGUCGCGGGCGUGAUUUCCGACCGUUUGUGGCAAAUCGUGUAGGAGAAAUACAAAUGGAAACUGAACCAUGGCAAUGGCAAUAUGUACCCACUGAGCAAAACCCAGCAGACCUGUGCACACGGGGAGCAAGUCCAUCUGAGCUCAAGAAUAGUCCUUUGUGGUGGAAUGGACCCUCAUGGUUGCUCGAAGAUCAGGCUAAGUGGCCAAAGAUGGAUGUCGGAAGUCGUCCAGUUAAGUUGCCGGAAACGAAAGCUUCAAAAGAGGAAGACAAAGAAAAGGAGAAUUCGACUUUUACCACUCGGCAAGGCAGGUGUUCAAAACAGCAGCCGACCGAACAGCAGGUAACGAAUGACGAAUGGCGACUCGACUCGAAACGUUUUUCAAGUUGGAUGCGACUCGUACGGUUACACGCCAGAGUGAAGAGAGUAGUGCACAACAUGAAGAACGGUGCUAAAAGGCAUUCCAGCAAGGAACUAAUUCCAGACGAAAUCCGAGAUGCGGAGGAAGACAUCAUCCGUCAGGCACAAAAGGAGGCUUUUGUAGAGGAAUAUGCAAUGUUACAGAAGAAGAAACCUGUCUCACAACGAAGCAUUCUGUCCAAGCUUAACCCCGUACUCGAUGAACAAGGAAUUAUUCGUUCGGACAGUCGCUUGAGAUAUGCAGAGUAUCUACCCUAUGAUGUUCGAUUUCCUAUAAUACUACCUAGAGGUCACUGGACGACGAAACUGAUUGUCAAAUAUCAUCACGAGAUGGCGAAUCAUGACGCAGGCACCAAUUUCGUGUUAUCCCAGAUUAAUCAGAAAUAUUGGAUCAUCGCUGCCCGUGAAGAAAUCAGAGAAUGGGAAAGAACCUGUAACGAGUGUAAGAAACGCAAGAACAAAGCAGCAACGCAGAUCAUGGCUCCUUUACCCUCAAGACGGACUCGCUUGACAUACCGUGCAUUCGACCAAGCAGCGGUGGAUUACGCUGGACCCAUUCAGACUAUCCAGGGCAGGGGAAAGAAACGACUAAAGCGUUGGUUGUGUGUAUUUACAUGUACGGCUACGAGGGCCAUACAUCUGGAAGUGGCGUUUGGUUUGGACACUGAUAGUUUUCUCAACGCUUUCGAAAGAUUCACGAGCAGACGAGGAAUACCAUCGGAGGUAAUAAGUGAUAACGGAACAAACUUCGUUGGGGCUGUUAGUGAGCUAAAAGAGUUGGCGAAUAAGUUGGACAAGGAAAAGAUUCAAAGAUUUACGGCGCACAAGAAUGUCAAAUGGGUUUUCAACCCUCCUGCCGCCCCACACUUUGGUGGAGUUUUUGAGAGCAUGGUGAAAACAGCAAAAAGAGCAUUGUACGCGGUGUUGGGAAACAGUGACGUAACAGACGAGGAGUUAAUCACCGCAUGCGCCGGUGUGGAGAGUUUAAUCAAUUCGAGACCCUUAACAUAUCAGUCGGCAAGCCCACAAGAUGACGUACCAUUGACUCCGAACCAUUUUCUUCACGGUCAGGUCGGGGGAUCCUUCGCUCCAGAAGUCGUUGACAUCGAACCGUUUAAUCCUCGAAAGCGAUGGCGUAAGGUGCAAGAUUUAAUCUCUAGAGUUUGGUCGAGGUGGCUUAAAGAAUACUUGCCCACACUGAUCAUGAGACCAAAGUGGACGGAAGUGGUGAAGGAUUUAAAAGAAGGAGAUGUCGUCCUAUCUAUCGAAAAAGAUCUGCCUCGUGGUCGUUGGCCUUUAGCACGAAUUGUUCAGACGUUUCCAGGACGAGAUGGCCACAUUAGGGUGGCGAAAAUCCAGUGCGGAAAUAGAACACUUAUGAGGCCGAUCCAUAAGCUGGUUCCCAUAGAACAUUAG
Molecule: messenger RNA, 5481 nt
Organism: Dendronephthya gigantea
Lineage: Eukaryota; Metazoa; Cnidaria; Anthozoa; Malacalcyonacea; Nephtheidae
Exons: 1
Coding region: 1-5481 (1826 amino acids)
Biological process (GO): DNA integration
Molecular function (GO): nucleic acid binding
Source: RefSeq, a predicted model, not a curated record